Messenger RNA from Etheostoma spectabile (orangethroat darter), 3782 nucleotides. Its product is annotated as ankyrin repeat and SOCS box protein 15. Gene Ontology annotation, biological process: intracellular signal transduction. Bases 660 to 2381 code for a protein of 573 amino acids. Gene Ontology annotation, cellular component: cytoplasm. Lineage: Eukaryota; Metazoa; Chordata; Actinopteri; Perciformes; Percidae. The transcript has 10 exons. Gene Ontology annotation, molecular function: protein binding. The record is from RefSeq and is a predicted model, not a curated record.
AAAAGCAGAGAAAAGCCAAAAACAACUUCAAUCAAGCCAAUGAAACCUCAUUAAAAGUCAAUGAAACCAGACUCACAAACAGCAGAAAACAACCCAGAACAUUACAAAUCACAACAGGAAACAAUUACACAACCGUUGCCUCAUGAAAGGGAAUUUAAAGCCUGGAUUGAAGAGACAGACAGAGCUCCACUGUCGCCUGGCGGCACAGUUUCCCUGCAGCUCUCGUUUGAACACAGCCAACACUUUUUACGAGACAUCCAUCAUCUCAGAUUUCUCUGACAAAGCAGCGGAGGAGGAAAAAAUAGACCCGAUUGAUUUUUGCUUUCCGCGAAGAACAAUAGACGGUGAAGUUGUUGGCAGCGGGAGUCCACAGUCUAUAAACCCCAGAGGAUUGUGGGAUCUUGAAUGUGGGAUUCCCGCCAAACACGACAAAGACCCGGCUUAGCCCACACAAUAGCACGCUGACCCGGCUAUAUUUAAGACCAGCGGGCCAGCUGCCGACCACACCAGCCCCUCACGCUGUGUGUUUCCGCAGGCAGCAUCAGUCUGGUGUCUCUGAAGCAUUUGAACGCAGGUCAUCCCUAAAUAUAAAAACAAUCUGGGCUGUUGGAGCGGAGAGGGACCGGUCAGCGUGAGCCGCCAACACAGCUCACAGAGUGAUGAACGCUUAUGAAGAAUACGGUGAAGAGGAGCUCAGUGACUACAUCAUCCAGCUCGGGAUUCAAGACUCUUGUCAAGAUGCUUUUCUGAAAUCUGCAGCAAGUUUAGAAGCAGCGACGGAUGAAAAUUUGAGAGUCCUGGCUGCCAUCGAGCAAGGUGAGGUCUUGAUGCUCAGGGGGAUGCUGAGGCACACCUUCGCCUUCAGGGAGUCGGACAGCCGCGGCUGGCUUCCCAUCCAUCGAGCCGCAUCCCAGCCAGUCCUGGAAGUUCUGCAGACCGUCUUGAGAUUGGCAGCUCAGGGGCUCAGCCUAGAGGAGAGGACGGCCGUGGGAGGAGAGACGCCGCUGACACUGGCAGUGAAAGCCGGACUGGUGCAGAACGUGAAGAGCCUGCUGGAGUUCGGUGCCUCGCCCCACAACACCAACAGCAAAAACGAGUCGCCGCUUCUGCUCGCGGUGAAGGCCGGCUCUUACGAGAUGACGAACGCUCUGGUUGCUCACAACGCCUGGGUGGAUCAAGUGUGCCGGAAGAAGUGGACGGCGAUGCACGAGGCGGCCAAAGUCGGCAACGUGGACAUCCUGAUGCUGCUGCUGAGGAACGGCGGCCCGGUGAACCAGAAGGACGUGGCGGGGGUGACGCCUCUCGCAGUGGCUGCGGAGCACGGCCACUUCCACAUCGCUGAGAUUCUGCUGAACUGUGGUAGCAGCGUUAACUCUCAGGCCUGCAAUGGGGAAAGUGUCCUGCUCGAUGCGGCAGGAUCAGGAAACACGGCCUGCAUUCAGCUGCUGCUGGACAAUGGAGCCAACCCCAACCUGCCCAGCCUCACGGGACACCUGCCCAUCCACAAGGCCGCGUACGCCGGACACUACGAUGCUCUGAAGAUGCUGAUACCUCUGUCUACCAAGAAGGCCAUCAAAGAGGCGGGUCAGAGCCCGGUCCACUCUGCGGUGGAGGGCGGCCAGAUCCGCUGCCUGAAGCUCCUGUUGGCCUGCGGCUUCGACGUCAACUACCGCAUGAACACCAGAAACUCCGAAAACUACCGGGACAUGAGGAAAAGCGCCUUGUACUUUGCCGUCUCCAACGGGGACGUGCACUGCACCAAAAUCCUGCUUGCGGCCGGGGCCAAGACGGACCUGGACCCGCUGUGCUGCCUCCUAGUGGCGGUCAGGUCGGGGCGCUACGACAUCGUGAAGCUGCUGCUGGCGGCCAAAGCAGACGUGAACCGCUACUUCACGGUGGUGAGCGACACGGUGUUCCCCACGGCGCUGCAGUACUGCCUGAAGGACGAGGUGAUGAUGAGGCUGCUGCUCAACAACGGCUACAAGGUGGAGAGGUGCUUCCAGUGUCACCACGACAACGCUUUUGAAGCUGCGGAUGACAGGAAAAUUCCAUUCUGUGAGAUCAUAAGCCUCAACUGCGUCAUGCAUCUGGCCGGGAGCGUGGUCCGGACGCUGCUGGACUACGUCAGCCACGUCCACAUCUGCUCCAAACUCAGACUCCUCCUGGAGAAGCAGGCAGAGUGGCCCGAAAUAUGUGACAUCCUCAACAGCCCUCGCUCCCUAAAGCACCUCUGCAGACUGGACAUAAGGAGACGUCUGACCCUGAAGAAACUCAACAACCCUGAGGUCAUGAACUCGCACGUUUUCCCUCCCAGAUUGAGGAACUACAUCCUGUACCAGGAGCUCGACCUCUACAGCCAGGACUCUGAAUGCAUCAUGUGAACAUCUCCUGCUCGUUCUGAAAGGAUGUCAACUUUUUUUUUUUUUUUAAUCUUCAUAACCUUUGGUUUUUAUAAGCACAAUACUGUAUUAAUAAUAAACUUACAAAAAGUACAUUUAGCAGUGUUUUGUUCUCUCUCUCUCUCUCUCCACAUUUUAGCCCAUUUACUUUAAGCUAAAUGUACUUUACAUUUUUCCAAAUCACAUUCCUUUUUUCUCACCACACUGUGGAUGCUGAGACAACGUUGCUAGACUCUUGUCUCACAUAUCCAGACAUUACUUCACAGCACAGCGGAGUAGCUAACGUUAGAUGCUAGCUAUACUGACAGUCAUAAAAGCCCGUGCUCAAGUGGAGCUCUGUACCCAACUGACAGACUCACUAUUUCAGCUUAGAAUUGCAGUAGGAGCCGCUAGGAACCGCUAGGAACCCCGCAAACUCGCCGUCCUUUUCCACCGGACCCAAAUACACACUUUAUUAGCUUAAAAUUACAGCAACAGUCGCUAAACACACUGCUAACUCACAGUCCUCUCUUCCUGAUUUACAGCCCCCCCCCCCGUCUCUUGGCUUGAAAUAACUCACCACUGUUGGCUUCGGGUUGCUGAACACGCUGCAAACAGCUGUGGCCCGCUUGCCUGGUCCUUCGGUAACGUUAGCAGUUAGCAGGGUUAGCAUGGCGACGUUAGCCAGGACCAGUCGGGAUCAGAAUUCAGCAACACAGGACUUUCACCCAGGAGACCGGGGUUUGUGUCCCGUUCUUGUGCCACGUCACUUAAAAGUACAUUUUGUAGCCCCACCCACCAUCUAUUUCUAUACCUAACUGUCCCGUUCUUGUGCCGAAUGUCUGUUUAACGUACAUCCAGCACCCAGAGUGCCAAAAUGUGACUUUAUGAGUCCCGACUAAGUGCGUCUAAAUACGAAGCCAAAGGGUUAAACGCGAGUCCCGAAAGCAUCAAAUAGUGAGACUCAGAGCCCCGACCAAGCGCGUCUAAACAUGACGCUAAAGUAGUUUUUUUGCGUCAAUAACAAACGCGAGCGUCGCUUUUUGACGCGAUGGGAGUGAGAAUGUGACUUGACAGAUUUGAAAUAUCAUACAUCUGAUGCAAGAACUUAAGAAAUAUGAUGUAUUUUUCUUUUCAGCCUCAAACCAACAAUGAAGUGAGCUACUAACAGGUGUUGUGUGUGUGUGUAUAUCAAACAUCCAGUCUCUGUAUUUGAAGUGUCAUGCAUUCUUUAAAUCGUCACUGAUUGUUGAUCACCUGAUGUCUGUAAGUCACAGCAUAUUGAUGAUGGAAGUUCGAUUGCUUGUGUGAUAACUUCAUCUGCAAUAAUUUAUGAUUUUGAAUGAAAAUUAAAGAUUCAGUCCCCGGUUCUGUAAUGUUAUUUCUCACCAAUAAAAAAGUAUU